Messenger RNA from Neltuma alba, 2024 nucleotides. RefSeq names its product zinc finger protein CONSTANS-LIKE 9. Gene Ontology annotation, molecular function: zinc ion binding; protein binding. The record is from RefSeq and is a predicted model, not a curated record. Bases 1 to 1242 code for a protein of 413 amino acids. Lineage: Eukaryota; Viridiplantae; Streptophyta; Magnoliopsida; Fabales; Fabaceae. The transcript is spliced from 4 exons.
AUGGGUUAUAUAUGUGACUUCUGUGGAGAUCAGAGGUCCAUGGUGUACUGCCGUUCUGAUGCUGCAUGUCUAUGUUUGUCAUGUGAUCGGAAUGUUCAUUCUGCUAAUGCUCUUUCUAAGCGCCAUUCUAGAAACCUUUUAUGUGAGAGAUGUAAUGCACAACCUGCUCAUGUACGGUGUUCUGAAGAGAGGAUUACGCUAUGUCAGAACUGUGAUUGGUUAGGUCAUGGUCCCACUACAUCUUAUUCAACACAUAAGAGGCCAACGGUCAAUUGCUACUCUGGCUGUCCUUCAGCAGAAGAAUUUUCUUCAAUAUGGCCAUUUGUCUUGGAUAUCCCCUCUAUGCGUGAAACUACCUGUGAGCAGGAACUAGGUUUGAUGACCAUUAAUGAGAACAGCAACAAGAGUGCCUGUGUUCCUCCAGAAAGCCAGAAUUUAUCUGGUUCUGCUCAAGUAACUGAUUUGCAAAGCUUUGACAAGUCUUGGGUUGGUGCCUCUGCCAUACCUGAGUCAAGCUCAGAACGUCGUAUUCUAGGGCCAUCAACUGGACCUACCAAGGAGUGUUUGCCCAAGUUAUAUUGUCCCAGUACAAAAGAUCCUGUGCCAUAUGAAAAUGAAGAUGAUGAUUUGUAUGGUGAUUUUGACAUGGAUGAAGUGGAUCUGAGUCUCGAGAACUAUGAGGAACUUUUUGGUAUGACUAUUAGUCAUUCUGAAGAACUCUUUGAAAAUGGUGGAAUUGAUAGCUUGUUUGGGACAAAGGAUGCGUCUGCUGCUGAUUCCAAUUGUCAGGGAUCUAUUGCUGUUGAGGGUUCAUCGGCUGGACUGGUCAACGCGGUGCAACCAGCAUACAGCAAUGCAGCAUCUGCAGAUUCUACUGUGAGCGCCAAAACUGAACCGAUUCUUUGUUUUGCGGGAAAGCAAGGGCAAUCGAAUCUCUCUUUUUCUGGGGUCAAUGGAGAGAGUGGUGCUGGAGAUUAUCAAGACUGUGGUGCCUCUUCAAUGCUUCUCAUGGGGGAGCCUCCUUGGUGUCCUCCUUGUCCUGAGAAUUCAGUACAAUCUGCCAACCGCAGCGAUGCUGUCAUGCGUUAUAAGGAAAAGAAGAAGACACGCAAGUUUGACAAGAAAGUGAGGUAUGCCUCUCGCAAGGCUAGAGCCGAUGUCCGAAAGCGCGUGAAGGGCCGGUUUGUCAAAGCUGGGGAAGCUUAUGAUUAUGACCCUUUGAGCCCGACCAGAAGCUACUGAGUGUACAACUUUUAACUAUCCUCUAUAAAAGGAAAGAACAAUCAUAUAGCUGCAAAACAAAAAUGUUAUCCUUACCUCAGAAAUCAAACACAAUAUCUGAUGCAUUGUUCUUAGACCGUUCAAUGACAAACUAUCUGGUUUGAUCACAGGACCUAGACUUCUCUUCGAGGGAAAAAAGGAACAUAAACGAGGUGGUCCGAUGCUUCCAGACAUGUAAGCUCCGGAGCGGACUCGGUGACUGUUCUUCACUCUUGAAGGGUAUGCAAGAUGUAAUGUGAACUCACAAUAUCAUAUGCACUGCACACCUCAUAGGCAAUAGGUUCUUAUUGCCUCUCUGUUUUAACUCCACAAAUCACGCCAAAAAAAAGCAAAAAAGAAUCCUCCUUCUUCAGCCUUAGUCACCCCCCGGGUUUGUCGACACAUUCUAUUUCUAUUCUUCUCUGGUGUAGUCAUAAUGUUAUAGACAAGCCUGCCUGUGGCAUUAUACUAUAAGUAGCUCUACUUGGUAGUUGUAGACAAGCUACAAGGUUGUAAGUUGUAAUGUUAUUUUUGGUUCCUUUUUUUGCUUUGAUCUGUACAGCAGAUUAUGCAGUUGAGGUAUAAUUGCAGAACAGGGGCUGGGGUUGGAGAAACUGUAAAUUCAGUGGACAUGUAUAGAGUAGGAUGAGAUGCUACAUCAUAUGCUUAUAACAUGGAACAUGGAACAUGGAACAGUCUACAGAAGACUUGUACUGAAUAACUAAUAAAUAUGGGAAUAAUCUACAUUAUUUAUGACUUUUAAA